This is a messenger RNA of Microthlaspi erraticum, 1206 nucleotides long. The record is from the annotation of a GenBank genome assembly. Lineage: Eukaryota; Viridiplantae; Streptophyta; Magnoliopsida; Brassicales; Brassicaceae.
AUGGAGAAAGAGAAGCAAGUGAUUGCAUCCUCAUCACCAAGAAAGAGGAAAAGAAGAGACGAUCAAGAAAUCCCAUACGACAUGGUAGAGGAAAUUCUCUUGAGACUUCCCGUCGAAUCUCUUAUUCGAUUCAAGAUUGUGUCAAAACAAUGGAGAUCGACCAUUGGAUCUCUAUAUUUCCAAGAGAGACAUUUGAGAAUUGUCAAGCAAUCCAACAUUGAUCAUCCGAAAAUCCUAAUUGUCUCCUUUGAUAGUCAAAAUUUUGAGUUUAGAACAGUGCACUUGGACUCGGCUUCUCUUCGAACCCUCAAUCUUCGCAAUAUCCCUGACCAAAAUUGCUUGGAAGCUUCUGAAAACUGCGACGGUCUUAUUUGCAUAUAUUAUCUUAAAUCAUCCAUAUAUGUAGUUAACCCGGCCACAGUGUGGCAACGACAAGUUCCUCUAGCUAGGUUUCAAGCAUUGAUGCAAAAUGCAACAUACACUCGAGAAACUUUGAGAGACAUUAAGCCAAUCCCUCGACUAGCAUUCGUAAAGACGUCGUGUGAUUAUAAAUUGGUGUGGUUAUAUAAUUCUGAUAAAUACAAUUCUGACGCCAUGAGUCCAAACGAAGGAGUCACCAAGUGCGAGGUUUUCGAUUUUAGGGCAAACGCCUGGAGAUACUUGCCUUGUACUCCAGGCUACCGAAUAUUUGACGACCAAACUCCAGCAUCCAGAAACGGAUCAGUUUAUUGGCUCACGGAACGAUACAAUGGUGAAACCAAAGUAAUAGUUUUGGAUCUUCAUACUGAAACAUUUAGAAUGUUGCCUAGGAAUCCGGUCGCUCGUUCACAUCCUGACCAUAUAGACAUGUGCAUUUUGGAUAAUCGUCUCUGCAUGUCGAAAAGGAAGCGCGGUACAAUGAUCCAAGAGAUUUGGAGCUUGCAAUCAUCAUCAGAGGACACGUGGAUGAAGAUUUAUACUAUCGAUCUUCUUUCUUGUUCUUCAUGGUCUCUAUCUGGUAUUGGUUUUACUUGGGUCCGCAGGGAUGUUUUUCGGCCGUGCACACCGGUGGGGAUAUCCAAGAACAAGGAGAUCCUACUCACACAUCGUUAUGCUGAAGGUCUGGUGAAGUAUGAUCCACAAACCAAUAUGUACUCUGCAUUUUACAAAGAACUUUCUUGUAGAAGAGUUAUUCCUUAUUUCCAGAGUUUAAAAUCUCAUAUCUAA